UGACUAUAAAUUUUGCAACUCUCAUUCUCUUUCUUCGUCUCUCUCCAAAUUUAGCUGAGAUUUCAGAGUAUGAUCCAGCAGACUCAGAUGCUGUGUAUGUGUUUGUAUGCAUAGUGGGUAUAUUACUUUUGCUGCAGAAUCACAAGGGGAAUCUGUGAUUAGCUAUUGUCCUUCAUUUUGUUUCCCAAAAGAAUGAGAGAAAAUCUGUCAGAGCCAUGGCUAGUUACCUUUGUGACACUUUUGACCACUCUGAUAGUUGCAAAAGUAAUACAGUCAACGUUGAAGAAGUCAGAGAAACGAACACAGCGAUUGCCUCCGGGAAGAAGAGGCUGGCCGUUGAUCGGUGACAGCAUCAAUUGGUACAAUGCAGUUGCAAGUUCUCAUCCUCCUCAGUUUGUUGAAGAAAUGGUUCAAAGGUAUGGUAAGAUAUUUUCUUGCAGCCUAUUUGGGAAAUGGGCAGUGGUGUCAGCAGAUCCUAGCUUCAACCGCUUUGUGAUGCAAAACGAAGGGAAAUUAUUUCGAUCGAGUUAUCCGAAAUCAUUCAGAGAUUUGGUUGGUAAAAAUGGUGUGAUCACAGUGCAAGGUGAACAGCAGAGGAAGCUGCACGGGAUUGCCUCCAACAUGAUGCGGUUAGAGAAGCUCAAGCUCCAUUUCUUGAAUGAUAUUCAGAAGGUCCUGCUUCAAACUCUCAGCAAUUUCAAGAACAAUCAAGUCAUCCUCCUCCAAGAUGUUUGCAGGAAGGUUGCCAUAAACCUAAUGGUUAAUCAACUAUUAGGAGUGUCAAGUGAAUCUCAAGUCAAUGAAAUGGCUCAACUGUUUUCUGACUUUGUUGAUGGUUGUUUAUCGUUUCCCAUCAACUUGCCAGGGUUUGCAUAUCACACUGCUAUGAAGGCAAGGGAGAAAAUCAUAAGCAAGAUAAACAAGACCAUAGAUUUACACAGGCAACAAGGUCCUGCAGUAGUUGGUAAUGGUGUGCUUGGAAGGCUGCUGGAGGAAGAAAGCUUACCGGACGGCGCAGUUGCAGACUUCAUCAUCAAUCUUCUCUUUGCAGGGAAUGAAACUACCACCAAAACAAUGCUUUUUGCAGUCUAUUUCCUCACUCAUUGCCCUGAAGCCUUGAAAGAGAUACUGGAUGAACAAGAAUCUGUGAGGAGUAAUUCAGGAGAAGAAAUGCUUACAUGGCAAGAUUAUAAAGCAAUGCCAUUCACUCAAUGUGUAAUUGAUGAAACACUAAGACUUGGAGGUAUUGCAAUUUGGUUAAUGAGAGAAGCAAAAGAAGAGAUUUUGUGGUACCCAAGGGAUGCUUUGUGGUUCCAUUUCUUUCGGCAGUUCAUUUGGAUGAGAAUGUGUACAAAGAAGCUUCAGGCUUCAAUCCAUGGAGAUGGAUGGACCCCAAAAACGAGGAAAAGAGGAACUGGAGAAGUAGUCCAUUCUAUGCACCCUUUGGAGGAGGUGCUAGAUUCUGUCCAGGAGCAGAGCUGGCUCGCCUUCAGAUUGCUCUAUUUAUCCAUUACUUUGUUACUACAUAUAGCUGAUGAGUUUGCACGUUUUGAUCUCAGAUGGACACAAGAGAAGGAAGAUAAGAUGUCCUUCUUCCCCUCUGCUCGGCUAGUGAAUGGCUUCGAAAUUCGCCUAACCAGACGCCAUGAUCAUGAAACCAACUGACACAUCUCGCCAUCUUUAUCUCACUGCCUUCCCAUUUCUCAGUCUUUUUUUUUUUUUUUUUGCUGAGUGUUAACCGACUUCACUCAGUUCUGUCAAGAAUGAUGUGUUUCAAGAUUUACACGUGGCCAAAUAUGAAUAGGACGAGCUAUUUUAUUCCCCUCCUUGUAUGCAAAUGUUCACAACACAUUGUAUAUAACAUACGAGAACCUGAAGCCUUGGGAAUUUUUUCUCUGAUGGUAGAGCAAUCUUUUGUGCAA
Prosopis cineraria is the source of this 1922-nucleotide messenger RNA. Its product is annotated as abietadienol/abietadienal oxidase. NCBI's taxonomy places the organism in Eukaryota, Viridiplantae, Streptophyta, Magnoliopsida, Fabales, Fabaceae. Gene Ontology annotation, molecular function: heme binding; oxidoreductase activity, acting on paired donors, with incorporation or reduction of molecular oxygen; monooxygenase activity. The record is from RefSeq and is a predicted model, not a curated record. Bases 193 to 1665 code for a protein of 490 amino acids. The transcript is spliced from 10 exons. Gene Ontology annotation, biological process: brassinosteroid biosynthetic process; multicellular organism development; sterol metabolic process.